This is a messenger RNA of Meloidogyne enterolobii, 787 nucleotides long. Lineage: Eukaryota; Metazoa; Nematoda; Chromadorea; Rhabditida; Meloidogynidae. The record is from the annotation of a GenBank genome assembly.
AAUGAAAUAUUUUAGAAUACAGCUUUGUGUUCUUGAAAUACCCUACCAAUUACUUUUUUGGGAGUGGGACAUAACUACUUAUGAGUACUUAUAUGCAUAUAAGCAUGGUGAACUGGGGCUUUUUUUCUUUUUUGGGGUAAAUUGGAUAUGUUUACUCAUAAUUAGGGGUUGGUCUGUAUUUAAAUUACGAGUUAUCGUAUUGGAGCACUGUUUCUUUCGUCGUAUCGAAUGGCCAAAGAUAGAAAGGCGGCAAGUUCAACCUCCCUUUAAGCCUAAAAUUUCCAGCAAAUCGUCAACAGAAAAUUUCGAUGCCCAAUUUCUCAGACUUCCACUGAAAUUAACCCAACCCGAUUGGGAUAUUUUGGAAGAAAUGAAGGGAGACGAAUUUGUUAGUUUCGACCAUUUUAAUUUUGAUUAUGCGGCGGAGGCUGCCUGUGCAGAAUAUGGAAGGGAGGCGGAAGAAGCUCUUUUAGGGCAUAAUAAAAAUUUUGAAGAAAAUUUGGGGAAAAAUAAAGAAGAAUUAAAUAAUGGAAAUAUUAAAGAAUUAAAUGAAGAGGAAAUUAAAAAACAAAAUUUAAAAUUAAAUAGUGAAUGUAGUGAUGAUGCUGUUAAUAUUACUAAUAAUUUGUCUGUUAAUAAUUAAUUUUUCUUUUAAUUUUUUAAAAUUUCUUUUUGAUGUGGUACGUUGUGGAAUUAGUGUAUUUAUGUAUAUAUUUCUCUUUUACCUAAUUCUAUUUUGUUGUUAUUAUUCAUGUUUCUUGGCCUUGAAAGCUUCUCAAAACUUGCU